CUGAUAGAGAGGGGAGACUGGGGGUUAAUCCUGCUGCAGGGACUGAUAGAGAGGGGAGACUGGGGGUUAAUCCUGCUGCAGGACUGAUAGAGAGGGGAGACUGUGGGACUGGGGGAUAAACUGGUCCCAGUACAACAUGUAUUAUUGUAGUGAUAUGAGAGGGGGGAUCCCCACAGGCAGCUUUAUAUGGUGGGUUUGUGUUCCUUGCUGUCAGGUUCUCCAGAGAUGGAAACAAGGAGGUUAGAGGGGAAAUGGGAGAAUGAAGAGCCGGACACUGAGGAUCCUCUGGACACAAUAAAGAGGGAAAUGGAUCCCCUUCCUGGGGCCGCUUCCCCAUUGGCUGAAUCAGAAAUAUUACAGAUAAAGAUAAAGGAGGAAGAAUCAGACCCUGAGGAUCAUGUGACCCCAGUGGAAAGUUCAGCAGUACCAGUUAGUGAUGGGGGUGGGAACAUGAAGGCUGAGCACAUUUCUGAACUGCCCAAACCAGAGACUGACUGGGAGUCCGGCACAAGAUCUGGCGAUUGCUUAACAAGCUCUGAUGGAUCAGGUUUUAUCUGCAGUAAAUGUGGGGAAACCUUCCCUUUAAAUAGUGAAGUCACCCACGUUUGUGGGACAUUAGUGAGAACCGACACAGGAGAGACUCCUUUCACUAGUAUGGAAGGUGAGGAGAGUUUUACUGACAGAGGGAACCUUCCUGAACAUCAGAGAACUCACACAGGAGAGAAACCAUUCACCUGUACAGAAUGUGGGAAAGGUUUUACUCACAAGCAAACCCUCCGAAACCACAUUAAACUUCACACCGGAGAAAACCCUUACUCUUGUACAGAAUGUGGGAAACAUUUUAAUGACAAGAGCGGCCUUCAAAUGCACAAGAGGAUUCACACCGGAGAGAAACCUUUCACCUGUACUGAAUGUGGGAAAAGCUUUUCUCAGAAGAACAAUCUUGUGGUGCACGAAAUGAUUCAUAAACACAAGCCCUUCUCUUGUAACGAAUGUGAGAAAAGUUUUUCUGAUCUGGAAAAGCUGCGUGUGCACCAAGCAGUUCACAUGGGGGAAAACUCGUUUAAAUGUAAAGUGUGUGGGAAAUGUUUUUCUCGCAAAAACAAUCUUAAAACCCACGAGAGAGUUCAUACUGGAGAGAAACCAUUCACCUGUACAGAAUGCGACAAAAGCUUCUCUUUCAUCACUAGUUUGAAUCGACACAUGAGACUUCACACAGGGGAGAAACCGUAUUCAUGUGCCGACUGUGGGAAACAAUUCUUGCAAAAAAGCCACAUUCAAAUUCAUCAGAAGAUUCACAACACAGAGAAAACUCUCACCUCUUCAGAAUCUGGGGGAAACGUUUCAGUUAAGACCAGUGUUCAAAGUGAUCCCACUGCAGAGAAACCAUUCACCUGUACAGAAUGUGGGAAAACUUUCACUAGAAAAGGCACCUUUGACAAGCACCAGAAAAUUUACACCUGGGAGAAUCCUUUGACCUGCACAGAAUGUGGGAAAAAGUGCUCAGUAAAUGCCCAUUACUUACUGGCAGGUUCCCCAGAGGCACAAGCAGAAAUGUUACAGAUAAAGACAGAGAAAGAAGAACUGGACUGUGGAGAUGAUCAGAACCCAAAGGAAAGCUCAGCAGUUCCACUUACUAAUGGGACUUCCCCAUUGGCUGAAUCAGAAAUAUUACAGAUAAAGAUAAAGGAGGAAGAAUCAGAUCCUGAAGAUCAUGUGACCCCAGUGGAAAGUUCAGCAGUACCAGUUAGUGAUGGGGGUGGGAACAUGAAGGCUGAGCACAGUUCUGAACUGCCCAAACCAGAGACUGACUGGGAGUCCGGCACAAGAUCUGGCGAUUGCUUAACAAGCUCCGAUGGAUCAGGUUUUAUCUGCAGUAAAUGUGGGGAAACCUUCCCUUUAAAUAGUGAUGUCACCCACGUUUGUGGGACACUAGUGAGAACCAACACAGGAGAGACUCCUUUCACUAGUAUGGAAGGUGGGGAGAGUUCUACUGACAGGGGGAACCAGAGAACUCACACAGGGGAGAAACCAUUCACCUGUACAGAAUGUGGGAAAGGUUUUACUCACAAGCAAACCCUUCGAAACCACACCAAAAUUCACACCGGAGAAAGACCUUACUCUUGUUCGGAAUGUGGGAAACAUUUUAAUGACAAGAGCACCCUUCAACUGCACAAGAGGAUUCACACCGGAGAGAAACCUUUCACCUGUAAUGAAUGUGGGAAAAGCUUUUCUCAGAAGAACAAUCUUGUGGUGCACGAAAUGAUUCAUAAACAAAAGCCCUUUUCUUGUAACAAAUGUGAGAAAUGUUUUUCUGAUCUGGAAAAGCUGCGUGUGCACCAAGCAGUUCACAUGAGGGAAAACUCGUUUAAAUGUAAAGUGUGUGGGAAAUGUUUUUCUCGUAAAAACAAUCUGAAAACCCAUGAGAGAGUUCAUACUGGAGAGAAACCAUUCACCUGUACAGAAUGUGGCAAAAGCUUCUCUUUCAUCACUAGUUUUAUUCGACACAUGAGACUUCACACAGGGGAGAAACCGUAUUCAUGUGCCGACUGUGGGAAACAAUUCUUGCAAAAAAGCAACAUUCAAAUUCAUCAGAAGAUUCACACCAGAGAGAAAGCUCUCACCUCUUCAGAAUCUGGGGGAAAUGUUUCUGUUAAGGCCAGUGUUCAAAGUGAUCCCACUGCAGAGAAACCAUUCACCAGUACAGAAUGUGGGAAAACUUUCACUAGAGAAGGCACCCUUGACAAGCACCAAAACAAUUACACCUGGGAGAAUCCUUUCACCUGUACAGAGUGUGGGAAAGAGUUUACAGAAAACGGCAAACUCCAAAGGCACCAAAGAACUCACACUAGAGAGAAACCAUUCACCUGUAUGGAAUGUGGGAAAAGCUUUGCUGACAAGGGCACCCUUCGUAAACACAGAAAAACUCAUACCGGGGAGAAUCUUUGCACCUGUACAGAAUGUGGGAAAAAGUUUACGGAAAAGGUUAAACUCCAAAGGCACCUAAGAACUCACACUGGAGAGAAACCAUUCACCUGUACGGAAUGUGGGAAAAGCUUUGCUGACAAGGGCACCCUUCGCAUACAUGAAAGAAUUCACACUGGGGAGAAACCAUUCACCUGUACGGAAUGUGGGAAAAGCUUUGCAGAAAAGGGGUCCCUUCGUCAACACAGAAGAACUCACACAGGAGAGAAACCAUUCACCUGUACAGAAUGUGGGAAAUAUUUUUCUGAGAAGAGCUCCCUUCAGAGACAUAAGAGAAUUCACACGGGAGAGAAACCAUUCACCUGUACAGAAUGUGGUAAAAGCUUUUUUCAAAAGGGCAGUCUCAAGUCACACGAAAUGAUUCAUAAAAAAAACCCUUUGAAUGUGGCUAAUGUGACAGAAGUCUGACAUGAAAAUACAUUCUGUGCAACAAGCAGAUCAUGUAGAGGAGAAAGCCUUUGUAAUAAAGGGAUGAACCUUUAUUAAUCAUUUUAUGAAUGAAUAUUAAUAAAAAUAUUAAUACAAAUAUACAGGACCAAUGAUUAAGCCUUCUGAUGAACUACCAGUGAGCAAUAACUUACACACACACAAGUAAUAGUACAAUUAAAUAGAUUCACUCCGCUUAAUAUGAAGUGUUUACAGAGAUGGUCAAUUCUGCAUCAGUUCAACAGACAUGAUGGAACCUCACAACCUUGGGUGCUUGACCUUCUUGAUAAAGCCAUCACCCAAAUUCCUGAUACACUCAUGGGUCCAAGGUGAAGUUAUUAACCAAACAUUGAGUCUUUCUUCUAUAGUCAAUCUCUGAAGAAACCUCUCAUUCCAAAUGCUGACAAUGUACGAUAUGUUUGUGGUAUUUCUAAUAGAUCAGCAGGAACUUUAUAUCUACUCAACCACGUCUGUCUGUUGUCUGUUCAUUCUUAAAUAAAUAAGUUUCCUGGCCAACUAGACAUAUUGCUGGGCAAACAUUCCAUAGCAAUAACAUAUACCAGGGACAUUGGACUCAAAUAACUCUCAAAAUCCUGCCUAAACUUAAGGUUUGAUUAACUAUAAAUCAGAAAUGUUUUCUGGAGAGAAACCAUUCACCUGUACAGAAUCCUUCAAGUUCUUCAUAGAACUCUCACUGGAGAGAAACCAUAUUCCUGCCCAGUAUAGGGGAAAUGGUUUUCUGUUAAGAGCAACCUUUGCAAGCAUGAAAGACUUCAUACUGAAGAGAAACCAUUCACCUGUAGAGAGAAGGGUAAAGGAAAAUGUUUAUCACAAGAAAAUGUACAUUUUACAAACAAACAGCAAUAGAUGAUUGUGAUAAACCUUAUACUAGUAAACAGUGGGGUAUCUUAAAGGGUUCUAGAACAUCACUGCUAGUAGAGGUAGGCUUGAUAUAUUAUAUCAGGGAUCGCCAACCUUGUGAACCCGUGAGCAACAUUCAGAAGCAAAAGGAGUUGGGGAGCAACACAAGCAUGAAAAAUGUUCUUGGGGUGCCAAAUAAGGGCUGUGAUUGGCCAUUUAGUAGCAUCUAUGUGGAUUGUCAACCUACUUUGAGGAUCUGUUUGGUAGUACACAUGGUUUUUAUGCAACUAAAACUUGCCUCCAAGCCUGGAAUUCAAAAAUAAUCACCUGCUUUGAGGCCACUGGGAGCAACAUUCUAGCGGUUGGAGAGUAACAUGUUACUCACGAGCUACUGGUUGGGGAUCACUGUAUUAUAUUAAUAACUGCUGUAGCUAUAAAAUAAAAGUUUUUGGCUAUAAAAUAGUUUUUUGCUUUUGAUGAACAAAUGUGCUGCGAAAGUCUCCUUAUUUGGAAGAAAUAUUUAGUCCAGUAGGUAGAAUUUGGUAUAUUCUCGCAAAGCUAAGGGGGUAUUCAUUAAACUCGUCUUCCCCCAAUCUUCCCUAACGUCAGGCAUUUUGGUUGAUAUUAUUGAAGCUACUUAUGUGUCCGCAGUGAGUAUCAGAGAAUAACUAAUACAAUUAAGAUGCCAUCAAAGAACAUACCUGAACCCAGUCUCACAGAAUAUGAAGCUGCUCAUAUAAUGUUUGGACAUGCUGAAGCACUGAGAUGGAAAUCUUGAGGGGCAUCUGGUGCCAGUACUUGGAUUUCAGAAGAGAGUGAGGCUGAUGAUACAAACGAGAAGACACUGGGUUGCAACAUGUAGAUCUGAUCUAUUUUACAAAUUUAUUAUUUAAUAAGCUUGAAAAAAA
Messenger RNA from Xenopus laevis (African clawed frog), 5180 nucleotides. RefSeq names its product zinc finger protein 214 (gene znf214). Lineage: Eukaryota; Metazoa; Chordata; Amphibia; Anura; Pipidae. The record is from RefSeq and is marked provisional.